This is a messenger RNA of Lasiodiplodia theobromae, 369 nucleotides long. Its product is annotated as RNA-binding la domain protein. Lineage: Eukaryota; Fungi; Ascomycota; Dothideomycetes; Botryosphaeriales; Botryosphaeriaceae. The transcript is spliced from 2 exons. The record is from RefSeq and is a predicted model, not a curated record. Bases 1 to 369 code for a protein of 122 amino acids.
AUGUCCGACAACCAAGUUCAGCCCGCCGAGGCCGCUCCCGCCGUCACCGAGCCUACCGCCGAGCAGACUGCUAGCGCGCCUGUCGAGAAGCCCGCUGAGGCUACCACUGAGGCUCCUGCUGAGGCUGCUACUGAAGCCGUCACUGAGACCACCACCGAGGCCAAUAAUGAUGUGAAGGAGGCGGCCGAGUCCAAGAAGGACGAGACUACUGAGGACGCCAAGGACAACAAGAGGGACCACAGGGGCCCUCGCAAGUACCAGAAGUUCCAGAAGAAGUCGACCUAUGCCGGCGAGGAGUCUAGCGAUCCUGAACAGAUCAGGAAGCAGGCAUGUAGACCGCCGAUUCGCUAUGCACCUCAAAUUUCCUAA